Molecule: messenger RNA, 1843 nt
Organism: Oncorhynchus mykiss (rainbow trout)
Lineage: Eukaryota; Metazoa; Chordata; Actinopteri; Salmoniformes; Salmonidae
Source: RefSeq, a predicted model, not a curated record
CACGCAUCCCAGAGAAGAGAGAGAGAGAGAGAGAGAGAGAGGGUAUAUUUAUAGCUCAGAGCGAGGCUGCACUAGAGAGAUAAGGCUCAAACUGACUGCAGAUAGAACAACAGACAGACAGAGAGAGCGAAGCGGAGAGAAACAAUGAACCGAUUCGUGUCGUUGGUGUUGCUGUGGACCCUGGUGGUCCUGUCCUCUACCGGGCCCGUUACGGGGGCUGAGGAAGGGGAGAUCUCGUUCGAGUAUCACCGGUAUGAGGAACUACGGAAGGCUCUCGUUUCGGUAUGGCUGCAGUGUCCAUCAAUCACGCGCAUCUACACGGUGGGGGAGAGCUUCGAGGGCCGCGAGCUGCUGGUCCUGGAGAUGUCAGACAACCCCGGGACGCACGAGGCUGGUGAGCCAGAGUUUAAGUACAUCGGAAACAUGCACGGCAACGAGGCGGUAGGACGGGAACUCAUCGUCUACCUGGCUCAGUACCUCUGUAACCAGUACCAACAGGGCAACGAGUCGAUCAUCGAUCUGAUCCACACCACACGUAUCCACCUGAUGCCCUCCAUGAACCCUGAUGGCUUUGAGAAGGCUGCCUCCCAGUCGGGGGAGCUGAAAGAUUGGUUCGUAGGUCGUAGUAACGCCCAGGGGGUUGACCUGAACAGGAACUUCCCUGACCUGGACCGCAUCGUCUACGGCAACGAGAAGGAGGGCGGAGCCAACAACCACCUGCUCAACAACAUGAAGAAGGCCGUGGACGAAAAUACCAAGCUGGCUCCAGAGACCAAGGCAGUGAUCAGGUGGAUAAUGGAGAUUCCAUUCGUCCUCUCAGCUAAUCUGCAUGGAGGAGAUGUGGUGGCCAACUACCCCUACGACGAGACACGCAGCGGUUCGACCCAUGAGUACAGCGCCAGUCCUGAUGACGUCAUCUUUAAGUCUCUGGCGAAGUCCUACUCCCAGUUUAAUCCUGUGAUGUCAGACCCCCAGCGGGCUCCGUGCAGGAAGAACGACGAUGAUACCAGCUUCACCGACGGCAUCACCAACGGAGGGGCCUGGUACAGCGUACCCGGAGGCAUGCAGGAUUUUAACUACCUGAGCAGUAACUGUUUUGAGAUAACUCUGGAGCUGAGCUGUGACAAGUUUCCUGCUGAAGACACACUGAAGACUUAUUGGGAGGAGAACCGCAACUCACUGGUCAACUACAUAGAACAGGUGCAUCGUGGUGUGAAGGGCUUUGUGCGUGACCUUCAGGGUGGAGCCAUCUUUAACGCCUCCAUCUCAGUGGAGGGCAUCGACCAUGACAUCACUACAGCUAAGGACGGAGACUACUGGCGUCUCCUGGCAGCAGGGAACUACAAGGUAUCUGCCUAUGCUCCAGGUUACUUGACUGUCAUCAAGAAGGUGGCUGUCCCCUACAGUCCUGCUAUUAGGGUGGACUUUGAGCUGGAGUCCUUGGUAGAGAGGAAGGAAGAGGAAAAGGAGGAGCUGAUGGACUGGUGGAAGAUGAUGUCAGAGACACUCAACUUCUGAACACUGAUUGGUCCAUAGGGCCACUGGCACGUCUGUGAUUGGUUGACAGGUUGAUUGACUUGUGCGUCUACAAAUGGGUGUACUAUAUUGUGUGUUGUCCCGCCCACUGUACAGGUCUUCUCUUAAUUGAAUUUUUCUGUCUUUAUUUACUUUUGUCUAAUGGUUGAUGUUGUUGUCAAGGGUUACCCCAUUCCAGGGGGCUCCAAGCUUUUCUAGCAUGCAAUCUACUCAUUAUUUAUCUGGCUUUCCAAUAGGCCCUCUUCUCCCCUGCAACUUUUCCUGGUCCUUAGUGAACAAGAGGAAGUAGGGCACUAUGUUGUCAACU